AUGGCGCCCAAACUGCGCAUCUCGGCUGGACCCGACGCGGAUCACCUGGAGAUUGUCUCGGUGAAUCAUGACACGGAGCCAUUUGUAGUCGACAGUGACAAGUUCCAUGGGCGCCUGACGGUCCGCAUCAAGGACUUCAAGGGCGAGGCGCCGAGCGGAGAGGCGGCGAACAAGACGGCCAAGUACUUUCAGGAACCGUACGGGGAUGGCAUGACGUACAGUAUCCAGGUGCAGGGUACCUUCACCGAGUCGAUCAACGCCAACGACCUCGUGUUUGGCAACGAGUUCGACAAGCCGAUUCGUGAUUCACUUCCCUACGGCACGAGCCUUGCACUGCGCUUUGCGCACCUCGUGGACCCGAACUUGUCGCAUGACCUGUACGCCGACCAGCCGUGGGCCUUUUCCCCGCUGCUUUCGACCAUGUACCGCGUGCAAGUGAACCGUGCGAAGGACGCGUACAAAGGCAAGUCGAGCAAGGACAUGUUCGGGGACAAGGCAUGGCCGGCGUUCCCUACGCCCGAAGGCAAUAGCGAGGAGCACUUUGUUCGCGAAGACAUUGCGCCCCUUUUCUUGGGCGACGAGGAAAAGGUCGACGAGAGCACCGGGAUCCCGGAAAGCACGGUCAAGGAGCUGCAGUCGGACGAUGCGAACGCCGCGAGCCGCACGCGUGCAUCGUGGCUGGGCAAGAAGACGAACCGCGAAAAGGUGAGCGUCACACCCCGCGACGUCGUCACAGUCGACUUUUGCAACGGCUACAUCGACUUCAACACGCUGCAGCUCGUGCUUCCAUUCCAGCUCGUCGAGCUCGACGAAGGCGUCGAGAACCCGAAUGCCAAGUCGGAGGAGGACAAGGAUGCCAAAACCGAGGACAAGAAGGACGACGCCAAGGCCGAGGACAAGAAGGACAACGCCAAGGCCGAGGACAAGGACGCUUAA
Molecule: messenger RNA, 936 nt
Organism: Malassezia japonica
Lineage: Eukaryota; Fungi; Basidiomycota; Malasseziomycetes; Malasseziales; Malasseziaceae
Exons: 5
Coding region: 1-936 (311 amino acids)
Source: RefSeq, a predicted model, not a curated record